Dovyalis caffra is the source of this 2625-nucleotide messenger RNA. NCBI's taxonomy places the organism in Eukaryota, Viridiplantae, Streptophyta, Magnoliopsida, Malpighiales, Salicaceae. The record is from the annotation of a GenBank genome assembly.
AUGACUUUCAAAACCCUUACAAAACCUCAGACAAAGCAUACCUUAAAAACUUUCAGAACCCACUUACAAUUCCACACUCACCAACUUCUCUCACAACGCCACAAUGUUGCCUUGAAACUCCAAUUAGGGUCCAGACUUCCAAACUUUGCAGAAGCUCAUCAAGUGUUAGGAAAAAGUCCGCAACUAGGCCUUGUGAACUACAACCACUUGCUUUUUGAAUGCUCUAGGGAGAACAGAAACAAAAAUGUCGUCAAUCUCUUUGUGGGAAUUCAUCGUUUGGGUUUUUUCAUUGAUGGGUCAACUCUUUCUUGUGUUUUAAAAGCUUGUUCGUUCUUGUUUGAUAGAAACUUUGGUGUUCAAGUGCAUGAUUAUAGUUUAAAGUCCGGAUUUUUAGAGGAUGUUAGUGUUGGUACUGCACUUUUGGAUAUGUAUUUGAAGAAUGAGAGUGUUAAAGAAGGGAGGAGAGCUUUUGAUGAAAUGGGGGAGAGGAAUGUAGUUUCGUGGACCUCGUUGCUCACGGGAUACGCGCAGAAUGGAUUCAAUGUGGAGACAUUGGAAUUGUUUGUUAGAAUGCAACUGGAGGGGAUUAAGCCAAACCCCUUUACUUUUUCGGCUGUUUUUGGAGCUUUGACAGAUGAAGGGAUGGUUGAGGAGGGAAUUCAAGUUCAUACGAUGGUGAUAAAGAACGGAUUCAGGGAUGCUACGCUUGCUUGCAAUUCUUUGAUUAACAUGUAUUCUAAGUCUGGGAAGAUUAGAGAUGCUAGAGCUGUUUUUGAUGGUAUGACAGAUAGGAAUGCUGUUAGUUGGAACAGUAUGGUUGCUGGUCUGGUAACAAAUGGGCUUCAUUUAGAGACUUUGGAUGUGUUUUACCAUAUGAGACUUGCUGGUGUAAAGCUUACCAAGAUGGUUUUUGUCCCUGUUAUUAAGUUGUGUGGUAAUAUUAAGGAAUUGGGUUUUUCCAGGCAGCUCCAUUGUCAGGUUUUAAAGAGUGGGUUUGAAUAUGAUAAGAAUGUUAGGACUACACUGAUGCUAGCUUACAGUAAGUGUGGGGAAAUGGAUAAUGCUUUCAAGAUAUUCUCAGUGAUGGAUGAUGAAGUUCAAAAUGUGGUGUCAUGGACAGCCAUGAUUAGUGGGUACUUGCAGAAUGGUAUGGCAGAACAGGCUGUUAAUCUGUAUUGCAAAAUGAGUAGGAAAGGUGUUAGACCAAAUGAUUUUACCUAUUCUACUAUACUUACGGCUCAGCCUGGUGUUUCUCCUUUUGAGAUACACGCACAAGCCAUCAAAAGCAAUUAUGCUAAGUCACUUUCUGUUGGAACUGCACUUUUAGAUGCUUAUGUCAAACGAGGGAAUGUUAAUGACGCUUCAAAGGUUUUUCAAAGUAUAGAUGAGAAGGACAUCAUGGCAUGGUCGGCAAUGAUUUCUGGUUAUGCUCAAAUAGGAGACACUGAGGGUGCCGUAAGGAUAUUUGGACAAAUGGCGAAGGAGGGGAUUAAACCGAAUGAGUAUACCUUCUCUGGCAUCAUUAAUGCAUGUGCAGCUCCUACUGCAGGAGCAGAACAAGGAAAACAGCUUCAUGCCUGGUCAAUUAAAUCAAGAUUCAAUAAUGCUCUAUGUGUUAGUAGUGCUCUUCUUACAAUGUAUUCAAAGAGAGGGAACAUUGAAAGUGCAUAUGAAGUCUUCAAGAGGCAAAGGGAGAGAGAUGUAGUGUCAUGGAAUUCUAUUAUCUCUGGAUAUGCACAACAUGGCUAUGGGAGGAAAGCUCUUGAAGUGUUUGAGGAGAUGAAGAGGCAAAACUUGGAGAUGGACAGUGUAACGUUCAUUGGCGUUAUUUCUGCCUGCACGCAUACUGGACUAGUGGAUGAAGGCCAAAGAUACUUCAAUAUAAUGGUGAAGGAUCACCAUAUUGAGCCUAGAAUGGAGCACUAUGCUUGCAUGGUUGAUCUAUAUAGCCGGGCUGGGAUGCUUGGAAAAGCCAUGGAAAUCAUAAAUGGAAUGCCAUUUCCAGCUAAUGCAAAUGUGUGGCGAACUCUCUUGGCUGCUUCCCGUGUUCACCGUAAUCUAGAGCUGGGGAAACUUGCAGCAGACAAGCUCAUUUCUCUCCAGCCACAAAAUCCAGCUUCAUAUGUCCUGCUAUCAAAUAUGCAUGCUUCGGUAGGAAACUGGCAAGAAAGAGCUAAAGUAAGGAAAUUGAUGGAAGAUAAGAAAGUGAAAAAAGUAGCAGGGUACAGCUGGAUUGAGGUGAAGAACAAGACCUACACAUUUUUGGCUGGUGAUGUUUCUCACCCCCUUUCCGAUCAAAUAAAUGCAAAACUUGAAGAGCUGAGUAGCCGAUUGAAGGAUGCUGGUUAUCAGCCUGAUACUAGCUAUGUGCUUCAAGAUGUUGAUGAGGAGCACAAGGAGGCUAUUCUCUCUCAACAUAGUGAGAGGCUUGCCAUGGCUUUUGGAUUGAUUGGCACUCCUCCUGGAACUCCUCUCCAAAUUGUUAAGAACCUGAGAGUCUGUGGGGAUUGCCACACUGUUAUUAAGUUAACAUCGAUUCUAGAAGGUCGGGAUAUUGUUGUCAGGGAUUCAAAUCGAUUCCAUCACUUUAAGGGAGGUUUAUGCUCUUGUGGUGGUUAUUGGUGA